CGAGCAGUAUCGUUCGGUGCGCGCGUAGAACAACGUCUGACUCUCCUCGCGCCGUCGAUAAGAGAGAAAGAGGGAAUCGCUCGUGCACACGCGCGCACGCGACGCCCUCCUCCUCCACCCUUCUUUUUUCCUCGGUAUUACGAUAUACAGUGAUAUUAACGUUUUAAAAGGAAACACUCGUGAUAUAUCAUUUCGGGAGACGUUUGCUGUUUUCUAGAGAGAUAGAUAAAAUAUACGUCGUGCAAUUGAAAAAUUAUAAUUUUAUUCUAUUCUUUUGGGCAAAGAGACAGACGGAGAAAGAGAUCGUUGGGAUAAGAAAUUGUGAGUUCCCUUAACAAAAUCGUUGUAGUUAUGUAGAGUAAGGAGAAAGAUAGAUAGACAGAGAGAGAGAGGGAGAGAGAGAGAGAAAGAGUAGAGCGAUGGAAGAGAGAAACGGGCUGUCUUUAAAACGCUGUCUAAUAAUAGGGCGCGCGCGAGUGUACUAAAGCGCCUAUAAAUAUACCCACCACCGCCCGUGGAAACUCGAGCCCGUGGACUUGGCGGUGCAACCUGCCGUGCUAAGGAUAAUAGGAAAAAAAGGAGUGAGACGGAAAGAAGAGAGAGAGAGAGAGAGAGAGAGGAAACGAGAACGAAAGAGAGAAGAAAUCGUAUGCGAUAUUAAUUAAAAUUUCUAAGGAUAUAGAAUAAAACGUAUCGUCCGUCCCAAAGAAGUUUCAAAUCUACGUCGAAUUUACUUUGCGACGGCUCCACGAAGGGUCUUUGUUAUUAUAAGAUCGUACUUUUACGUUACUCUCGUGUCAUCGUCUCAAGUAUCAUCGCAUAAUAUCGUUUGACGAAACGAGAUUUUGGAAUUUAUCAAAAAGUGUUACUGUGUUUCAAAUUUUACCGAGAAGAGAAGUCGGAUGCCGGCAUGCAGCAGCAACAGCAGCAGCAGCAGCAGCAGUUACCGGUCGUUCUCUCUAUCAGCGAUGCUCUAAAAAUAUCACAACCGUUCUUCUCCUGUCUCCUUUCACGAAAAGUUUCCGCGUUCCGUGUCUCCUUCACGAGAGCUAACUUUCCAUGAUCGGCAAAAGGCGACGAAACGUUCAACGUCGUCGUUGGCGACGAUCGUACGACGUGCUAACAUUUAUCGCGUCGCGAUCAUAAAUAGUAAUAAUAGUAGUAACGCUAACAACAACAACGACGACGAUAAUAACGAUAAAAGAGAAAAUAUAAUAAAUAUACUCACAAUUACGAAGAAAAAGAAGAAGAGGAAGAAGAAGAAGAAGAAGAAGAGGAAGAAGAGGAGGAGGAAGAGGAGGAGACGCGAUGAUCAUCGAUCGGUGCGGGCCGCGUAAUUCGUCGUGGAUAGUCGCGAAGUUUGCUACGAGCGAUAUGUCGCGAACUUCGCAUCAAAGUGUCGAAAACGCGCGGAAAUUUCGUUCGUUCGAAUAGGGGGUAGUGUUUGUACGAAUAAGUAAAUAUUUAAAUCGAGUAAAUACGUAAGUAAGUAAAAAAGAAAAGAAAAUUAAGAAAAGAAAGAAAGGAAGGAAGGAAGGAAGAAAUCUACGAAAUUACUUUCGUAAGAGAUAAUACAAAAGUGUGUUAAUCCAGGAAGAAAAGGGGUUACGUUAGACUAGAAGCAAACGAGGAAGAGGAAGAGGAAGAGAAAGGCGGAGUAGUAGCAGUGGUGUAGGAAAAGAAAAGAAAAAAAAGAAAGAGAGUAGAGAAAGAAAGGAAAAAAAAAGGGAAAGGAGAAUGACGCGAUGAUGGCCUACGGAGGAAGCGCUGGUAACGGUGGAGGCGCGAUGGGACCUUCGGCUGGUGGCGGAGGCGGUGCUGGUACGACGGACGUUUUAGGCUCGACCAGCGAUUAUAGUCCUCAAAGCACGCCGACGCCACUCUCGGCCUCGCAUUCGUCCGCUGGCGUCGAGGCGGCGGCCGCGGUUACGAGCUACGGUACUGGUACCACCGGGACGACGAGCAAUUACAGUCCCCAGGACAGUCCCGCCAGCUCGGCGGGCGGUGCUACCAACAACGGACAACUUCCGACAUUCGGUUUCACCCAGGAACAAGUUGCCUGUGUUUGCGAGGCGAUGGUGUCGAAUGUUCAGGUUCUCCAGCAAGCAGGCUCCGUGGAAAGGCUUGGAAGAUUUCUCUGGUCUUUACCGGCUUGUACGAGAUUACACAGAAACGAGAGCGUUCUAAAGGCAAAGGCUAUAGUCGCUUUCCAUCGUGGCCAAUUCAAAGAGCUCUACAGGAUUCUUGAGAGCAAUACCUUCAGUGCGCACAAUCAUCCAAAACUUCAGGCUCUUUGGUUGAAGGCACAUUAUAUCGAGGCUGAGAGACUUCGAGGGAGGCCACUCGGUGCGGUCGGAAAAUAUCGAGUCCGUCGUAAGUUUCCAUUGCCAAGAACGAUAUGGGACGGCGAAGAAACGUCUUAUUGCUUCAAGGAGAAAUCAAGGAGUAUCCUGCGGGAAUGGUAUGCUAACAAUCCUUAUCCAUCGCCGCGAGAAAAACGUGAAUUGGCUGAGAACACGGGUCUGACGACAACUCAAGUUAGCAAUUGGUUUAAGAAUCGUAGACAGAGAGACCGUGCGGCGGAACAUAGCGGUCAAAGGGAAGACAAAACUCAUGGUGGUGGUCUUGGUGACUCCAGUAGUGAGUCUGGCGAUGAAGCCAAAAGACAAUCCGUCGUUCAACAACAACAGCAACAACAACAACAACCGUCGGCUUGUGCCGUUCAACAACAACAACAACAACAGCAACAGCAAAUGGUCGAACACCAACAAACUUCGAGUAUGUACCAAUUACCACCUCCUGCUGCGGUCUCAAGUCCUCACUCCUAUCAUCAGACUCAUGGUACAAGUCUGAGUCAUCCGCAUACACCCACCCAUCAUAUGCAACAUCAUGACACCAGCAGCGAGAGCGGCGACGACAAGAGAAACCUCCACCAUCAGUUGCAACAUCAUCUUCAGGUUGGUGCACACGGUACCCAUGGUCUUGUUCAUCCUACGGCGACCUUACCACCGCCGCCGCCAAGCUGUGCUCAACAGAAGAGCCAACUUGAUUAUAUGCAGUAUUAUAGCCCUCAGGAUUACCUGAUAGGCACGCCCACCUCGGCGGAUCUGCAGAAGUCGCUUCCUCACACGGCCACGUCAAUGCAGAUGGGUGCUAUAGCACCUUCGAUGGGUGGCCUAAGCCCGAUGGCACCUUCGACGAUGUUACAGAACACUAUGCAGGGCGUGAACAGCAUGAAUACCAUGUCGAUGAACGGUAUGGGAAUGGGAGCCUAUCAGGGAAUGGGUUCGAUGGGGAUGUCGACGUCGCAUACGAGUUACCACAGUGGACUCGUCUUAGGCGAUUAUCAUUCGUUGUGACCUUGGGCUCCGAACGGUCAGAGUAAAAGGAAUCCAGAAAAAACUUAAGGAUAAACGAACUUCCGAAACGAACUCAGCUAUUCAUCCAUAUAUAUAUAUAUAUAUAUAUAUAUAUAUAUAUAUAUAUAUAUUGGAUCCAUCCGAUUUUACUCGAUUCACUAUCACCAAAGUGGUAUGUCUCGAGGCUCUCUCGAGUUGAGAAAACAAAUAAAAUACCGCAUACAGUAUCCGUUAUUUUCAAUACGAAGGUGUGAAGCUUUUUUAUACUAAACUUUGUUGUUAUCGCGUUGAUCGAGAAGUAAUUCUAAAGCACUCGUUGUUUAACCGAGAAAUCUUCGAUGAUCUUGAAAUCUUCUCUUGAUCGCCUCAGUCGUGUGGAGUCUCUCGAAAGACCGCUUAGGUGAUCGGCUCGUACGCUUCUGGAUAAAAUAGCAAAAGACAUGUUAGCAUUUUUCAUUAUCCCUAUUCUUUAUAGAACCUUCGCACGUAGCAAGGAACAUCGUACUAUAAUCCUAAUCAAGGAACGAACAGGUUCUUUUAUUUUUGCGAUUCUAACUAAUUCUUCCUUUGUAAUCUCUCUCUCGUAUCGUACAAUUGUAAGUGAUUAAGAGAUAGCACAAUCUGUAAGUGCGAGUGCUUUGGUUCGUUUACAGCGUUUGUAAGUCAUUUGAUGAAAAGUAAGUUAUUUGACAAACAAAUCGAUGUUUCCUACCAAAUGAAUUAUUUUUUUUUUUUCGGAGAGGGGUGAUUUAAAAGAAAUUAUUUUAUGUAGAAAAAUCGUAAAAAGUUCGUUGAUUGAUCUAAAGCGUGUAUAUAUAUAUAUAUUAUAUAAUUAGUUCUAGACGCCAUAACGAAUCACUGCACUCUAUCACUCGAAAUACACACAACACAUCCUUUUUAACAUACUUACACAUGCUACACGUGCGUACGCUUCUGUCUGUUUGUCUUUGUCUAUCUAUCCCUGACCUCUUCCUGUAUAUAUGUAGAUAUAUUGAAUAUGUAUUCAACGCACGUUUCUUAAGUUCUCGAAUAAUCAUACCUGUGAACAAGAAAUGUGUGAAGUCACGCACGGCGGUUAUAUUAGAAAAAGAAAAAAAAAAGAAAAAAAAAAGAUUCGCACAGUUUUAUUCGCUAAAACGAGAACACGUACCGUCGCAAUCUAAGUUAGUCAAGUAAGUUGUCAUUUAUUCGCAAUUCACGGUCUUCUGUAUAUAGGGUAUGUACAUGCGAGAUGUAUGUAUGAUGUGUAUGUAUGUAUGUAUGUAAUGUAUGUAUGUAUGUAUGAGAAGAGUCUCUUUGUAUGUAUGUAUAUGUGUCUCUGCUUGCAAAGAUAGUAUGAUGCAUGCAAGUAUGCGUGAAAAAAAGAAAAGAAAUAAAUAAAAAAAUAGAGACAACAUCGAAGGAAAGAAGAGGAAAAAAAGACAAAAAAAAUAGAUGGAAAAAACAGCCAGUGAUCGUCGAGUUAACUUCUUUAGAAGAACGCCUCUCUUCGUGCUAAUGUAUAUCCUUAAAUAUUCCAUUAAAUUAGCAAGCAUUAUGUUGUCGUGUUUGACAGAGUACGUAUGUAUGUAUAAGGUGUGACUGAUGAUAAAGGGAAAGGAUCACCUUUUCUACUCGAAGGAUCCUCGGGACGAAACAGGGUAAGAAAGAAUGUAAAGAUUAUACAGAGAACACAGAUGAGAAUGUUUAAAUAAUAUAUAGGAUGUCAUCUGAUUGCUGGUAUUAUCGUAAUAACAAUUAUUGUAAUCCCUUCCUGAAACGAAGAGAGAAAGAAAAAAAAGUUAAAAAAUUAAAAAUUAUAAUGUUGCUUCUCUCAUAUUUUGGAGCUACGGUUCUUUAUUCACGAGAUUAUUUAUAUUGAUUUGGUUUCAAUAUUUCAAUUUGGAAUUGUUAAUUAAUUUGUUUAAGAGAUAAAAUAUCUUAUUUUCUCGAUCGUGUCAUCAAUCAUGUAACGUUCUGUAUAUAUUUUAUAUAUAUAUAUCGCCUUUAAAUAAAUCGGUAAGAUUGUGACAUCCGAUGUUAGAGAAAAUGCGAUUGAUCGAAAUCAGCUUAUCGUUUUAUAAGAUAUGUUCAUAUUUUUUUCUCCCCAAAAUGUUCUCUUUUCUUGAGAUUAACACGUUUUAUAAUAACUUUUAAUGAAAUCAGUCACAACAGCAAAAUAAAAAUAAAGAAACAUUCUUGAUCAGUCGCAAAAUCUUUCGAAAAUUUAUUUGCUUAUUGAUUUUGCAGCGAAAGAUAUAUUUUCGAUUAACGCACAAAUAUAUACAAAGAAGAAAAAAAAUAAGAAGUAUGCUUCAUACGCUACAAUAUUAAAAUAAAAAAAAAAGAACUUGCACACACACCACACACACACACACACACUGUCACAGAACAUUCCGAAUAAAUGUCUUGUAUUAAUUAAAAAUUAAUUAACACGUGAUAUAACUAGAAAUGGACGAAAUGUUAUCGAGAGAAGCUAAUUAUUUUAAUAAUUCUUUUUUUGUUCUCGCUGCAUAUAGUAAACAAAAAGUUGUUUUUUUUUCUUUUCUCUUUUAAAGCGAACUCGGCCAUUAAUUCGUCUUAAUAUUAUUUAUAUUAAUUUUUUCAAAAGCUCUCGCUUGAUAAUUCUGCUUCAUUCUCAAUAGUUGCAAUUUUACUGCUAAAUAAAAAUAUAAUUUAAAAAACUAUUAAAGAUACUUUUGAAAUUGCGAUAUAAGUUAUAUUUAUAUACAUAUAUUUUGUUAUGUCCACGAAUAAUAAGAGGCACUAUAAAACAAUAGCAUAAAAAACGUGUUAAUCUACAUAAACUAAAAAAAAAAAAAAAGAAAUAA
Molecule: messenger RNA, 6169 nt
Organism: Vespula vulgaris
Lineage: Eukaryota; Metazoa; Arthropoda; Insecta; Hymenoptera; Vespidae
Gene: so
Product: homeobox protein SIX2-like
Exons: 5
Coding region: 1746-3359 (537 amino acids)
Biological process (GO): regulation of transcription by RNA polymerase II
Cellular component (GO): nucleus; transcription regulator complex
Molecular function (GO): RNA polymerase II cis-regulatory region sequence-specific DNA binding; DNA-binding transcription factor activity, RNA polymerase II-specific
Source: RefSeq, a predicted model, not a curated record